This is a messenger RNA of Yamadazyma jaroonii, 222 nucleotides long. The record is from the annotation of a GenBank genome assembly. NCBI's taxonomy places the organism in Eukaryota, Fungi, Ascomycota, Pichiomycetes, Serinales, Debaryomycetaceae.
AUGUCAUCACCUCAAAGAGAAGGUUUCACUGCCCCAUCAUCAAUCUCCCAUGCUGCUCAAGGGUACGUUGCAUCUAAAUCCUUAGGUGUCAAAUAUCAUUGUGCUCAAUGUGGAUCUAGUUUUUCCUUGAAUAAAACUGAUGCUAUCAGAUGUAAAGAUUGUGGACACAGAGUUAUUUAUAAAGCCAGAACUAAAAGAAUGGUUCAAUUUGAAGCCAGAUAA